This is a messenger RNA of Cylindrotheca closterium, 1881 nucleotides long. The record is from the annotation of a GenBank genome assembly. NCBI's taxonomy places the organism in Eukaryota, Bacillariophyta, Bacillariophyceae, Bacillariales, Bacillariaceae.
AUGUUUGAUCCAGCCGAGACAAACGCCACGGAGAUCUUCCAACUCCAGAGAGCUGAUGACGAAGAAUCCAACAGAAGGUUGGACGCUAUGAAAGCCAUGGUUCCAAUGAAGUUAUUUUACAACCGGUUCUUGGAUGGUUGGAACUCUCUUGACGCCGAAGUGCAAUCCACUGUCCCAGUCGAUGACAAAGCUGCAGUGUCAAGAGCCUAUGCCAAGCAUAUUCUUUCGCACUAUCUCCCUGAAGCUGACCUCACAGAUGCCAAAAUUGACGAGUUUUGCAAUGAUGUCCACUCAUUUCUAACUUUAUAUGAUAAAGUUAUUUUACAGCAGGUGAAGGGCGCCCAUCUAGUGCUACUGAAUGCAAAAAAGGGCUAUGCCGACAAAUUCCCUCUUGGCAUGCAAAGCGUUAUGUCAUUAGCUAAAAUUGAUGCCGAAUUUGCCAAUGAAGCCUUGGAGCUGUAUGAUACCGAUCUCUACGCAGUCAAACGACUCCAUGGGACGUUCACACGAGGAGGCCUUACAAGGGACCUUUUGGAACUGUGCAACUUCAAGUUAUCGCCUGAAGAGACUGAUACGAAGUCUUGUUUUCAAACUCGUGUCAGCGUAAAAGUGGAUUAUACUAGGGAAAAUUGGCGAAAAAUCGUCAAAGAUCAUAAGAAUAGACCCAAUAAGGCGCAGGUCAAUGUGGAUACUUUUGCUGCAACAAGUAUUUCUGAUGUUGCCGUACCUGCAAGCAAUUUGGAGUUCAUCGUUCAGCAACCAGUUGCCACUGUGGAUUCCAUCAAUACAGUCAAUCAAUAUCAUCCCCAGAUCCGGAACGAUCUUCCUUCUUAUCAUAUCGAUGGUCCGAUCGAGACUAGUGCUGAAACUUUUGCUCCAACAAGUGUUCAUGAUAUUGCCAUACCUGGAAUCGCUUUGGAUUCGAUCACAGAGGAACCGGCUGCGAACUUGGAUUUCAUCAACCCUAGCUGCGACCUUGACGCCAAAAGUGUGGACCACGUCAUCGCCUCCACCGCAACCGUCUAUCGCGGCCCUGACAAUGAAAUCGGUCAGCGCCUUUUAACAAUGGAACAAUGGCAGAAAAUCUUCAACGGGAAAAAGGAGAAGGAAGAAAGUAAGGCCGAGAAACCAACAUUCCAGCUGAUUGCGAAACCUCUAACGCAGACGCCGGUGAAUAAGGCACCAGAAGUCCAUCAAGAGAAAGUUGAUAAGAUGGCACACGGUCACAUGGCUGCUAGGAAGUCUUUGCCGAUAGAGACCACAACAACGAAAAUUGUGGAAGGGACUGAAGUGGCAGCCAAGAAUCCAUUUUCCAUGGAUAAUAAAUCUGACAAUAUGAAGUGUCCACUGGGAGUCGAUUCCAAUAUUAAGAUCAACCUGGAAGCAUCAAGCAAGAAGGAUGUUCUCGAAGAGAAGAAGAUCAAAGAACAAGCAGCAGCAGGAAAUAAGGAACCGAAGAAAAAGAAAAAGAACGAACAGUCGAAGAACACGAAGAAGAGAAGUCUGCCAGAUAAGAAGAAAAAUGAAGCACCACACGCCAUCUUUCCAGGCUGUUCCAAACAUCAACGGAAAUUGAUCGAUUUGCAAGUGUUGGAACAUUCUGCCUUCAAGUCAUACAUCAGAUUUCCCAAUAAUACUUCUUUGGGCAGACUUCUUCCCGAUUCAGUUUGCAAAGGAACUUGCCAACGGAAUGGGAGGUCGCUGCUGUCCAUAACGUCUGGUCAGCAGCUGGUCAAUAUCCACUUCUGCAAGAAGUGUUCGGACGAUGACCAGGAGGUGCUCUCGUGGUUUUGUUCGUCAUGUUACAACGACAAGAACAAGGCAGAUGAAGCUGGUGGGCGGGUUUCUAAGAGAACGCGUGUCCCCAAGAGACUAGACUAG